Messenger RNA from Magallana angulata, 1928 nucleotides. RefSeq lists its product as uncharacterized. NCBI's taxonomy places the organism in Eukaryota, Metazoa, Mollusca, Bivalvia, Ostreida, Ostreidae. The transcript has 3 exons. The record is from RefSeq and is a predicted model, not a curated record. Bases 326 to 1837 code for a protein of 503 amino acids.
CGAGGGUUUAUGGGGAGCGAAGUGGACCGAAAACCUUUUGCUAGCGAAGAUGAGAGGAUAUAUGUAUAUUUUUGUAUCCGUAAAGAUAAUAAUGAUAUAGUUUUGAAUCCGGAAUCAGUUUAAUAGUUUUUUUUAUCUCCUGUAUGAAUUGUAUGCGCAGUUGUUGUGACUUUUUAAGAUAAACAGGACAUAGAUUUGAAUCCGGAAUCAGCUUAAUAGUUUGGCGUUGUUUUGUGACAAUAUUGAUUUGUCUACCUACCAAAUUUUUAUAAAAGCUAUACGCCGACAGAAAAACUUGGAGAAAGCAGUCAAACAUUCUUUAAGAAUGGCUCAACUCGCAAAAAUAUUCUUAACUGUGCUUUUUGUGGUUAAAACCCUUUCAUCAGGCUGUAAUGAAAAAUGGAAAACAAUCGUUAAAACCGGAAAAAACGGAGAAGAGAAAUACGGAAGUAAGCAGGAUCUGGUGAAUCAUUUGGUGGCCGGAGAUGAUAUCAGAUUUUCUCUAAACAAUGGUGCAUAUUUCACCUCCAUACAAUCGGCCAUUCUGACUGGAAAUGAAAAUAUAUGUGUGCAAGCACUUUUUCACAUCAGUAAAUCUGGAUACAACAAUUUCCAAAGUGACGCCUACUGGUGGUUCUUAAACGUCUGUACAUCAGGUCACGUGCAUAUGUCCAGGUGGUCUGUUGGUGCACACACUGAUAGAGGGCAAACAAAAACGACAUAUGAUAUAACCUGGUUUGCAAGAUCACGUAGUUGCCAAACACAGCCUAUCUUCUGCAAUCUGGAAACAGGAGGGAGGAAAUGUGGUGAUGUAUCUCUAUUGGCAAGCUCGGUUUUGAAUGGUGCAAGCGUUAAGGUUCUCAACCCUCAAAAUGGAUACAUAACAAGCUUUACAAAUAUUGCUGUAUCCGGUGAUGGUUUAUCCGUAGCUGGACAAUACCCAUGGCACGUCAGUCAAAGUAUUGUUAAUAAUCAUGUUCAGUUCCAGUCAAACGUUUACUGGUGGGCAACAAUAUGGUCAACUACUGGCCGAUUGGAGAUGUCUCGAUGGAAUGUUGGAGAGCACACUAGUCGAGGGAAAAGUAGCAUGAAUACCCCAAUGGAGUGGUUUGUGGAUGACUGCUGGACACUUGCGUACAGCCAUAACAGAUCUGGUCAUGAAACAGAUGGAUCGUUAGACUUGCUUGUCGGGGCUGUUUUGGCAGGCAGGAAAGUCAGAGUCAAGAUGGGUUCAUACAUUGUGGAGCCAGAAAAUCUUUAUAUAAGAAACGGACAUGUGUCUGCUCAGCUUUUAGGGCAUCUAUCUAAAAAUACAAUCUUUGAUUUCCAGACCGAUGUUUAUUGGUAUUGGCAAAUCGUUUCAACAACCGGUGAUGUUGAGACAGUGAGGUAUGAUAUUGGAAGCACUCAAAACAGAGGAAACUCGGCUGACAAACAGGCAAUCUCGUGGUUUAUUGAGACAAGGCCAUGGUCUAAUGUACUCUCUACUUCCAGCACUGGCUCUGUGACACACGGGUCUAAAGCUGACUUGGUAACUGCUUUACAAGCUGGAUCUCAGCUUCGGUUAGUAGUCCACGAGGCAGUGGACUCUUUUAGCAUAAUUGAGGCAGAUAAUAUAGCAAUCGAAAACUCUGAGGUUGCGGCCCAAUCGAUUAGAUACAUCAGUGAUGAAAACGGAAGUAGUGGCAUUCCACGUCGGUUUAAGACUCCACCAUACUGGAAAUUUACUUUGACGUCAACAGAUGGCAACCAAAGAGCUGUAUGGUGGAAGGUAGGAGAGCACACGUCACUUCCGGCAUCAACAGAGAGGUACCCUGUAGACUGGAUUGUCGGUUGAUGUUUAAAAAACAAAACUAUUUUUUCUUUACCACAGAUUAAUGUCAUGUUUGUGAAUGUUAAUCUAUUUUUUGGUUUUGGUGUUUUUGACU